AUGAUCAGGGAAGCAGAGCACAAGCCAGAAGCUUGCUUUGGUCACCCCAGCAGCCACACGAUUAGCCCACUUCUCCACCAGCAGCUUCUGGAGGCUGAAAGGCGCGUGCAACUGCUACAUACGUUACUACAGCGGCAGCAACAACAACAGCAGCCAGUCCAUCUCCCCGAGACGCAAGGGGGGAGGCGCCCUCCACCGCAACUCCAACAGCAGAAACUGCAGCAGGUGCAGCAUCAGCAGCAAUCAAACCAGAACCAACAACAAAAGCAGCAACAGCAGCCGACGCAACAACAACAACAGCAGCAGCAAAAGCAACAGCAGCAGCAACAUGAACGGCAACAGCAACAACACCAGGAGCGGCGCCAGCAUCAGAAGCAGCAGCAACAGCAGAGACAGAACCAGCAACAGCAGCAGCGGAGGGUAUUGCGACAAAUAUUAGAAGGUUGUAAGCUAUCCCGUUUGGGUCCUUUGGAUCCCCAGGGAGACACUGCCUCCAGUGGUUCCAUGCGUGAGUCUCCUCGCGAGUUGCAGUGCCUGUACAGCUCCACAAGAGACACUACAGUGAGACAAGGAGUUGCCGGGGGAAGGAAAGGCGGCAGUGCAUCCGACCGAAGCGACGAAGAGUACACGAGUACACUGGUGCAGCUUAAAGGCAACAAGGAGACACUGGACCCGCAGCAGACUGAGUCCCGCUGGGUCUCCUGUGGUGACGCUCUGGCUGAAGCAGUUGACCAGUCUCAGGAGGAGCUCCUGUUUUCUCUAAAGCAGGAACUUCGGAAGCUUGCGGAGUUAGGAGGUACAUACUCCUCAUUAAAAAGUGAUCUGCAGCGCAUUAGGCGGCGGGCGGCAGCACUGCGUACUCAAACUGCAGGAAUAUAUCAGCAUUUAGAGUCUGGCGGCUGCGACAAGCCACAGCAGCAGCAAGAGCACCAGCAGCAACAGCAGCACCAGCCUUCAGCGGUUUGCCAUACCCCACCGAACCCAGUUGGUGUAAGCAGCGGUAGCAGCAGCUGUUCAUUAAACUAA
Molecule: messenger RNA, 1026 nt
Organism: Eimeria maxima
Lineage: Eukaryota; Apicomplexa; Conoidasida; Eucoccidiorida; Eimeriidae
Exons: 4
Coding region: 1-1026 (341 amino acids)
Source: RefSeq, a predicted model, not a curated record